Messenger RNA from Plodia interpunctella (Indianmeal moth), 4288 nucleotides. RefSeq lists its product as uncharacterized. Gene Ontology annotation, biological process: intracellular signal transduction; mitotic cell cycle; protein phosphorylation. NCBI's taxonomy places the organism in Eukaryota, Metazoa, Arthropoda, Insecta, Lepidoptera, Pyralidae. Gene Ontology annotation, cellular component: nucleus; cytoplasm. Gene Ontology annotation, molecular function: ATP binding; histone H3T3 kinase activity. The transcript has 12 exons. The record is from RefSeq and is a predicted model, not a curated record. The coding region runs from base 91 to 3996 and encodes 1301 amino acids.
UUGUUUAUUUGAAUUUGAUUUGAAUUGAAGAUCAAAUUAUUUAAUGAAAUAAAGCAGCAAUCUAUCUUAUUUAUUUACAACGUGAAUAAUAUGCGAAGGACAUACAGAUCAAAAAAAGACGCCAGCGGCGCUCUAGAUCACAAAGAUGUAUUACUUACCAUGGAUGAGAAAAGUUCGGCUUUUGAUGCUUUUUACAUUCAAAAUAUAAAGCAAACUAAAAGAGAAAUGUCUUCGGUGAACUUUUUAGCUGCCCCUCCAAGUAAAGUGCGUAAAAGAAAAUAUGUUAAACGUAUAAUGAAAGAUCCAGAGCCACAGAGAGAGUCUUUGUUAGAUUCGGUAUAUCUCACGCCAAACAAAUCUCUACGUGUCAACAAACCUUUGGAUCCUUUUGACCAGCUAUUGAAUUCUCCUUCGACUCAUCAGAAUGAUUCGCUGAAAGUCAAUAAAGGCGGCUUAUUUGGAUAUCAGAAUACAGCAAAGACAUACCGUAAAAAUAAGGUCACCAAAUGUAAGAAGUAUAACUAUUCCAGCAGUGAUACUACAGAUUCUGACAAAGAAAAUUCUGAUAACACGGGAACACCGGACACAUCUAACAUAAAGAAACAUGAAUUAUUAAUAGAGAGGCAUACUAAAAAAUCUCAUGCAAUUUUAGAUAAAUCCAUCAAAGAUUUGGUACAAAAUUUUUCUACGUUAAAAAAGGCCAGUCCAAAAACGCCAGGGAAAUUAUCUAGAUCCUUCAAACUUGUCAAGAACAGAUUAACUACUAAUAUUCAGUCGCCAAUAUUAAAAAACUCCCCAUUGUGCAGUACACCUUUUAAAGAAAAAUAUAGAGGAAAAUCAAUUUAUAAUUUUUCACCAAUCAGUAAGGUUCUAAGUGAGAGUCUAGAUAUGAAUACCUCUCAAAAUAGCAAUGAUAGUAUUAUAUUGGUUUCAAAGAAAAAACUUAAUGUAUCAAAUAAAAAAGAAAUGGCUAUUUCAUCAGAAAUUUAUAAAUCACCUGUAUUUAAAACACCAGACAAUUAUAAAGCACAUACUACUUCCACCAAUGAAAAUUUCAAAGAAGAUUUGACUGUUAAAGGUAAUUCAUUAUGUGAAGUAUCUGAAAUGUCUUUGAAAUCUAAGAGUGGAACAACAGUUACUGAUGAUAAAGUACCAACACUUCAGGAACAUAAUAACAAAACAACACAAGAGGAAUCUGAUGACAAAGUCUUAUCAAGUGUUGAAAUUAGUUUACAAACUACUGAGCUUGAACCAUUCAUAGGAUUUACUAAUAAUGAAUCUGUUUUUAAGUGUGAUAUUAAAUUACACUCAACUUCAGGAAAUAAUUGUAGUGAUAGUGUAAUACUUCACAGAGUUUUAAAUGAAGAACCUAUGACAAUAAAAGAUAAAGAUAUAGUUUAUGUUUCCAGAAGUUUUGUAGAAAUAUUGGACAAAGAUAAAACAGAUUUAUCUCAUCACACCAAUUAUUCAGUAGAGAACAGUGUAAUGUUGUUUUCUAAUGAUAAUCCCUUAGCAAUAGAUAUUAAAGAAGAAAAUGGUUCUGGUAAUUCACAUGAAGAAGACAACUUUGAUAAUAGUGUGAUGUUGCCUAAACCAUUGGAAGAAACUAAUCUAGAAAUAAAUAGACCUAAUGAUCAAUUUAAUAUUAGUCAAAGUUCUACUAAUAAGUCGUCAGAUAGUUAUGUUGAAUCCGAAACAUCACAAUCACAAAAUAAUACUGUAGAUCAACAUAUUUCAAAAGAUAUUAUUGUGGCAAAUGAUACAUGUUUAGAUGAAGAUCAAUCAAUAGUUGAAGAUUCUGAUAAUCAAUCCUUAUAUGAUACUUGUGAUAGUGGAGACACAUCUCAAGAUAAUGGAGACAAAUCUGAAGAUGAUUAUGAAACCCAUUGUAGUAAAUUGCCUAUAGUUGAAUUAGAGAGACUUAAUGAUUCUGUAUUUCAGAAAUAUUACAAAAAUGUGUCAGAGUGUGACGAAAAUAGUCAAAGUAGUCAAGACAGCGAGAAUUAUGAGAGUAUUGGUAAUAUUUCUGGUGUCUCAGAUAACUCAAAUGAAAGUUAUAGUUCUGAAAUCGGGAAACAAAAUAGCACUUCAGAUGUUUCUAAAGAACUAUCUGAUGACACUGAUUCUAAUAGUAACACAGAUGAAGAUAGAUGCAUAAGCUUUGUUACAACUAGGAGAAGGAAUGAAGUGACAAAUAAUUCGAUGAUACUAGCUUUUAAUGAUUCUUAUGGAAGUGUUAGUAGUGUAGAAUGUGAUAAGACUGUACUUAGCAUUAAUAGAAAUAGUCAUGGGAAGUCUGAUAUUAAUGACAUUGAGACUACCUUAGUUCAUAAAGCAGAUAGUCCGAAGAUUGGAAACAUUUCAGUUGAUGUAGCAAAACCUAAUACAGCUAGAUUAUCAAAUGUUGUUACAAGGAAAAGUGCAAGAAGAAAGGAGUCAUUAUUAAAAGAUGAAGCUAAGGAUGAAUAUGUAGAUUCUAAACCAUCAAUAAUUUUGCAACCAGGCAAAAAAUGGGAGAGAUCUUUGAGUAUCUAUAGAAGGAUAACUAUGAUGAAUGAUCAUUUUGAUCAUUCUGUGUUGGAAGAUGAGCCGAUGGAGCGCAAAGGAAGAAAGUAUAGACAGAGUGUCAUUAAUACAAUGGAAAUGCAAGACAAAAGUAUACUACACAAUGAAUCACUUAAUAGUCGAAGGAGCACCUUUGUGUCCAAGCCUUGCAGGUCUACGAUUAAGAUUGUGAAAGAACCCAAUAAUUCCAGAAUAAGCUCAUGUGCCACGGCUGUAUUCGAUGAUUUUAAAGGAUUUCUGAACGAAGAUUGUGAUGAUACGAUUGUCGAAUUAUCCAAAUUAUCAAUCGCCGACUCGGAACACGAGGUCACACUAUUAGAGAAUUUUCAUGACAGUGCGGGUCGAGUCGCCACAGCAAGAGAUUACGUCUUGCGACGCUGUAAUCAAACAGAGGUCCUACUGUUUGAUGAAUGCUAUCCAGAUACGGUGCUAAAGAACUGCCACAAGAUCGGCGAGGGCGUGUACGGGGAGGUGUUCCUCUGGCGCGCGAGGGAUGGCCGAGCUCGUGUUAUGAAGAUUGUGCCCAUCGCCGGCGCCACCAAGGUCAAUGGGGAGAGCCAGAAGGACUUCCACGAGAUUAUCUCUGAGAUUGUGAUUGCUAUGGAACUGAGCGCCCUACGCGCUCCCAUAGCAGAAAUAGAACGCCAUUUUGAUGAGGGGAAGGAAAUAGAUGCACUGGACUUGCAUUCUGUGGAGAAUGCUACUGAUGUUUUUAACGAGGUACUCGCAGUGAAGUGCGUAUACGGCAGCUACCCGUCUCGCUUGCUCGACCUGUGGGAGUUGUAUGACGAGUGUAAAGGCUCAGAGAACGACAACCCAGCCAUCUUGCCGCUGGAGCAGCAGUACAUUGUGCUGGAACUCGCCAACGCCGGCCAGGACCUCGAGAGCUACCAGUUCAACAGUGCCGAGCAGGCGCACCAGCUGUUCUUGCAGGUUGCUUUCGCGCUCGCAGUUGGAGAGGAGAGUUUCCAGUUUGAGCACCGUGACUUGCAUUGGGGCAACGUGUUGAUUGCACCUACAGAUCAAAAGUUCGCGACAUUCGUCCUCCGCGGACGGGCGCACCGGGUCCCGCGCUGCGGCGUGGCGGCCACCAUCAUCGACUACUCGCUGUCGCGGCUGUCGCUGGCGCUGGCGGCGCUCUACAACGACCUGGCCGCCGACGACGGGCUCUUCGACGCCAGGGGCGACUACCAGUUCGAGGUCUACCGCCGCAUGAGGGACAAGUUGGGAAAUGAUUGGAAGAAUUUUGAGCCGUACACAAACAUACUUUGGCUACAUUACACUGUUGAUAAAAUGAUAACGGCCCUCCGCUACAAACGGACCAAUACAAAGAUUCACAAACACUAUAUUGCAAAGCUGAAGGGUAUCAAGAAUCGAAUCCUGGACUACGGCAGUGCGGUCCAGUUCGUGCUUACUGACAACGAAAUAUAAACGAUGAUAUAAGACAUAAAAAUUAACAUUAUCAUAUUUAAAUUACAAUAUUUUUUCACUAGUAAAUAUUUUUCAAAAUGGAUAUUAGCGCUGUUUGCUGUUGUUAUAAAAAUUCUGACAUAGAUUGCAUAAAUUAUUAUGUAGAUAGUGUUCGCUUUGGUAAAUUUGUUGAAUUUAUAGACGCUAAAAGGAUAUACUGCAGUGUUGUCGCAUUGAAACCGCAAAAGGGUGCCUUCUUAGCUAAGGUAGUGCCUUUGUUCACAUUACAAAUAAAGUCAUAUAUCAAGUUCAA